AAAAAAUUAGAAGACUCCAUUGCGGAAAUUAAAGAAAGAAAGAACGCGCUGAAGCGUCUAAUACACAAAAAAAUAAUCGAGAAAAAAAGACAGAGACAUCUCCUGCUGGAAAUACAAAGGUCCAUGAGAGACAGCCGCCCAGAAAAAAACCAAGAGACCGAAGAGGAAGCGCAGGAAAGAAUUUUUAUCGGGCCAGAGAAAAGAAAAGCACGAAUUGAGAAAUAUCGGCUGAAUGCCGCAAGAAGAAAGAUGUCUAUGGAAGCACAUGGGAGGAGAAUGGAACUUGACGCAAUGAAGCUAGCUGAAGAACUGAAGGCGCAGGAAGAAGCGGAUAGACUGGCGGAAGAGCAGAGAGUAGCUGAUGAGCUGAGGGCGCGGGAAGAAGCAGAUAGACUGGCGGAAGAGCAGAGAGUGGCUGAAGAGCUGCAGGCGCAGGAAGAAGCAGAGGCUGAAAGGCAGCAGUUGGAGCAAGAAGAGAAGGUGAAGAGCGAAGCCAAAAAGCUGAAAGACCUUCAGGAGCAGCGGCUGGAGCAAGAAGAGAAGGUGAGGAGCGAAGCCGAGAAGUUGAAAGACCUUCAGAAGCAGCAGCUGGAGCAAGAAGAGGCGUCGCAGGCUGAGAUUAAAAGGCUAGCCGGAAUACAGAAGCAGAUGCUGGAGAAGAAUCAGAAGUUGCAGGCUGACGCUGAGAAGCUGGAUGAAGACAUAAAGCAGAGACUGGCUGAAAAGAAGCUUGCAGACGAGCAGGCUAAGGCCGAAGCAGAAAAGCAGAGACUGGCCGAUGAGAAGAGGACGAAAAAGCAGGCUGAGGACGAAGCAGAAGAGCAGCGCCUUGCAGAAGAAAAAAAAGCCAGAGAAGAGUCCAAGAAAAAAGCCGAAAAU
Messenger RNA from Nematocida major, 879 nucleotides. RefSeq lists its product as uncharacterized. The record is from RefSeq and is a predicted model, not a curated record. The annotation marks the transcript as partial. The transcript has a single exon. NCBI's taxonomy places the organism in Eukaryota, Fungi, Microsporidia.